Diospyros lotus (date-plum) is the source of this 1935-nucleotide messenger RNA. Its product is annotated as protein DETOXIFICATION 35. The transcript is spliced from 7 exons. Gene Ontology annotation, molecular function: antiporter activity; xenobiotic transmembrane transporter activity. Gene Ontology annotation, biological process: xenobiotic detoxification by transmembrane export across the plasma membrane. Gene Ontology annotation, cellular component: membrane. Lineage: Eukaryota; Viridiplantae; Streptophyta; Magnoliopsida; Ericales; Ebenaceae. The coding region runs from base 143 to 1630 and encodes 495 amino acids. The record is from RefSeq and is a predicted model, not a curated record.
UCAUUUACAGGCACUGCUGAGUACUGACUAUAUAUAUAUAUAUAUAUAUAUAAUAAUAUAAAUAUUCCGGCGACUGUAUUACAACGUUGUCGACUCGGAGACGAAGGAGGCUCGUCGUCCACUUGUUACCGGCCGACGGGAAAUGGAAUCGCCGCUGCUCACCAGUAGUAGUUCAGGUGAUCCGCAACUGACUACGGCCGACGGAGAUUACCGACCAUUGAGGACCUUCAAGGAGCUGACAUCUCUGUUCUGGAUAGAAACCGCGAAGCUCUGGAAAAUCUCGGCUCCGAUUAUAGUGACUACCAUCUGUAACUAUGCGAUUAACUCCACCACCAGCAUCUUCGUCGGCCACCUCGGCGAUGUCGAACUCUCCGCCGUCUCUAUCUCCGUCUCCGUCAUCGCCGUCUUCUCUUUCGGCUUCCUGCUUGGUAUGGGGAGUGCACUAGAAACACUCUGUGGCCAAGCUUAUGGUGCAGGGCAAGUUCACAUGCUUGGGGUCUAUAUGCAGCGCUCAUGGAUAAUUCUGUUUGUCACCUGCAUUCUUCUCACGCCAAUUUACAUAUUUGCUACACCGGUCCUGAAGCUCUUCGGCCAAGAAGACGAGAUCGCGGAUCUUGCAGGGACAUUCUCCAUCCAAAUCAUUCCCCAAUUGUUUGCUCUUGCUUUCACUUUUCCUACCCAAAAGUUCCUUCAGGCACAGAGCAAGGUCAAUGUCCUUAUGUGGAUUGGAGCGGGGGAUCUAAUAGUACACAUUGCUCUGCUUUCGCUGUUUAUUUACGGAUUGGGUUGGGGCACCACAGGCGCGGCCAUAGCAUUUGACCUCUCGAGCUGGAUGCUUUCAGUGGCUCAAAUUGUUUAUGCAGUGGGGUGGUGCAAGGAUGCUUGGCAAGGAUUGUCAUGGGCGGCAUUGAAGGAUAUUUGGGCCUUUGUCAGGCUCUCCCUUGCCUCGGCUGUUAUGCUAUGCCUAGAGGUCUGGUAUAUGACGAGUAUAAUCGUACUCGCUGGUAAUCUUGAUAAUGCAGUGAUUGCGGUUGGAUCACUUUCUAUUUGUAUGAACUUCAAUGGAUAUGAGUUCAUGUUGUUCAUCGGAAUAAAUGCUGGGAUAAGCGUUCGUGUCUCCAAUGAGCUUGGUUUGGGCCAUCCAAGAGCAGCUAAGUACGCCGUCUAUGUUACAGUUCUUCAAUCCUUGGUCAUUGGGAUUCUCUGCAUGAUUGUUGUAAUGGCAACUCGAGAAUAUUUCGCCGUCAUAUUCACAGACAGCAAGGAUAUGCAACAAGCCGUAUCUCACCUAGCAUACCUUCUUGGUUUCACUAUGCUUCUUAACAGUGUCCAGCCCGUGAUAUCCGGUGUUGCGGUCGGGGGAGGAUGGCAAGCUAUGGUAGCUUAUAUCAACUUGGGUUGUUAUUACAUUUUCGGGCUUCCUCUAGGCUAUGUUCUUGGUUUUGUAGCAAAUCUAGGAGUACAGGGACUUUGGGGUGGUAUGAUAGCUGGAACUGCACUUCAGACACUGCUCCUUUUGAUCAUUCUUUACAGAACCAACUGGAACAAAGAGGUAGAGCAGACAACGGACCGAAUGCGAAAAUGGGGAGGGGAAGACAUAAUUGCUGAUAAGUUAGAUAGCAAUACAUGAGCUGCUCUUACUUGGAACAGUUUAUCAUUCACUUGGUAUCCUCAACAAGUAAGCAACCUAAUUACUAUACAUCAGUUCAACGCUUUGCCGACUGUUUGAAAGUUACAUAUAGCUGCAGACUCUGCUCUUUCCAAUAUUUUGCAGCAUGGAAAUGUAUACUCAAUUAAACCCUUGUCUGAUAUUAUUUGUUUCAGUUAAUGGCACUUUUUGCCUUCAGAAUGAACAAUGAAUUAUGUACCAUGAAAUGAAGAGAGAAAAUCAAAGCAGAAAAUAAAAUUUAAGGGAUUCUUCAGUUGCAGAAAAUA